AUGGGCACUCCAGUUAAUAUCAGUGUCGGAUCUUAUGUUUGGGUUGAAGACCCAUCAAUAGCAUGGACUGAUGGACAAGUAUCAAAGAUAAAUGGGGAGGAAGUUGAGAUUCAGACUAUUGAUGGGAAGACGCUUGUUGCAAGUCGGUCAAAAAUAUAUCCGAAAGAUGAAGAAGCUCCUGCUGGUGGAGUUGAUGACAUGACCAAGCUAUCAUAUUUGCAUGAGCCUGGAGUACUGCAAAAUUUGGCGACUAGAUAUCAACUCAAUGAAAUCUACACCUAUACUGGAAGUAUUCUUAUCGCCAUUAAUCCAUUCCAAAGGCUGCCUCACUUGUAUGAUGCUCAUAUGAUGGAACAAUACAAGGGAGCACCAUUCGGAGAACUGAGUCCUCAUGUUUUUGCAAUUGCAGAUAUUGCUUACAGGGCAAUGAUCAAUGAGGGAAAAAGUAACUCUAUAUUGGUCAGUGGUGAAAGUGGGGCUGGUAAGACUGAAACUACCAAAAUGCUUAUGCGCUACCUUGCCUAUUUGGGUGGCCGUAAAGGCACUGAAGGACGGACUGUGGAACAACAAGUUCUAGAAUCGAAUCCAGUUCUUGAAGCAUUUGGUAAUGCAAAAACUGACAUUGAGAAAUAUAAGUUGGGCAAUCCGAAAUCAUUUCACUAUCUUAAUCAAUCAAAUUGCUAUGAACUCGUUGGUGUUAGUGAUGCUCAUGACUAUCUUGCCACUAGGAGAGCCAUGGAUAUAGUUGGAAUAAGUGAGAAAGAACAGGAUGCAAUUUUCAGAGUUGUGGCUGCAAUUCUCCAUCUUGGCAAUGUUGAAUUUGCUAAGGGGAAAGAAAUUGAUUCAUCAGUUCUAAAGGAUGACAAAUCCAAAUUCCAUCUUCAAAUGACUGCAGAACUUUUGAUGUGCGAUCUUCAUGCAUUGGAAGAUGCACUACUGAAGCGUGUGAUGGUAACCCCAGAAGAAGUUAUCAAGAGAAGCCUUGAUCCUCAUGGUGCAACAAUUAGCAGGGAUGGUUUAGCUAAGACAAUAUAUUCCCGCUUGUUUGACUGGUUGGUGGAUAAGAUUAAUUUCUCAAUUGGGCAAGAUGCUAACUCAAAAUCUCUGAUUGGGGUCCUUGACAUAUAUGGUUUUGAGAGCUUCAAAACUAAUAGUUUUGAGCAGUUUUGCAUCAAUUUCACAAAUGAGAAGCUUCAGCAACAUUUCAACCAGCAUGUAUUCAAGAUGGAGCAAGAGGAGUACACAAAAGAGGAGAUUGACUGGAGUUACAUAGAAUUUGUUGAUAAUCAAGAUGUCUUGGAUCUUAUUGAAAAGAAACCUGGAGGGAUCAUUGCUCUGCUUGAUGAAGCCUGUAUGUUUCCGAAGUCAACUCAUGAAACAUUUUCACAAAAGCUUUAUCAGACAUUCAAAGCUCACCAACGUUUUAUCAAGCCGAAAUUGUCUCGCACUGAUUUCACGAUUGCUCAUUAUGCUGGAGAGGUUCAAUAUCAAUCUGAUCAAUUUCUCGACAAAAACAAAGACUAUGUUGUUCCUGAACAUCAAGAUCUGUUAAGCUCUUCCAAAUGCACUUUCGUAGCAGGCCUUUUCCCUCCACUUCCUGAGGACACAGCCAAAUCUUCAACAAAAUCUUCUAAGUUUUCGUCUAUUGGUUCUCGUUUUCGGCUACAACUCCAACAACUGAUGGAGACUUUAAAUUCUACAGAACCACACUACAUUAGAUGUGUGAAGCCCAACAAUCUUCUUAAACCCGCUGUUUUUGAGAAUGUCAACGUCAUGCAACAACUACGUUGUGGAGGUGUUCUUGAGGCAAUUAGAAUCAGUUGUGCUGGAUAUCCUACUCGGAAGACUUUUUUUGACUUUCUAAAUCGAUUUGGUCUUCUUGCACCCGAGGUUUUGGAAGGGACUUAUGACGAAAGGGUCGCAUGCAAACAGAUUUUAAGUAAGACUGGGCUCACAGGGUCUCAGAUAGGAAAGACGAAGGUUUUCCUACGAGCUGGUCAGAUGGCUGACUUAGAUGCACGGAGAGCUCAAAAACUUAGCAAUGCAGCCAAGACUAUUCAAAGGAAGAUCAGAACUCAUAUUACUCGUAAACAAUUUGUUGCAUUGCAGAAAGCUUCUAUUUUUAUACAAUCCGUAUGUAGAGGAAGGCUUGCUUGCAAAUUGUAUGAAAAUAUGAAAAGGGAGGCAGCUUCUCUUAAAAUUCAGACGAAUCAGCGUGGACACCAGGCCAGGAUGGCCUACAACAAACUGAAGUUCUCUGCCAUUGUCUUGCAGACAGGUUUGUGGGCAAUGGCUGCUCGUAAUGAAUUCAGGCACAGAAAGCAAACCAAGGCAGCAAUUAUUAUGCAGGCCCAUUGGCGGGGUCAUAGAGCUUUUUCAUACCAUAAAAAACUCAUAAGGGCAUCAGUUGUUACACAAUGCAGAUGGAGGGGGAUAAUAGCCAGGAAAGAGCUUCGCAAAUUAAAGAUGGCCGCAAGAGAAACAGGUGCCCUCAAAGAAGCAAAGGAUAAGCUUGAAAAACAGGUGGAAGAACUCACAUGGCGUUUGCAGCUGGAAAAACGUUUGAGGACUGACAUGGAAGAAGCAAAAGGGCAGGAAAUAGUGAAGAUGCAGCAUUCCUUGCAAGCUAUGCAAAGCAAAGUUGAUGAAACAAAUGAAUUGCUUGUCAAGGAAUGUGAGGCUGCCCAAAAAGCAAUUGAAGAAGCUUCUUCUCUUGUCAAAGAAACCCCAGUUCCUGUCGAAAAUACUGAAAAGGUUGAGGCUCUAACUUCAGAAGUGGAAAAUUUGAAGGUCUUGUUGCAAUCUGAAAAACAUCGAGCUGAUGAUUAUGAAAGGAAAUAUGCAGAGGCCCUGGAAUCAAGUGAGGAGAAGUGUCAGAAACUAGAAGAAACUGAAAGAAGAGUUCAUCAACUCCAGGAAUCUUUUAACAGAGAGCUAGAUGAUGUGGUUGUUGACGCUAUUGAAGAAUGUCCCAAUGGAGAAAAUGUGAUUUCUGAUGCUGUCACGGCUUCUUCGAAAAGAGAUGACCAUAUCAAUUCUAAUAUGGGAUAUCAUGCUUCAAGGCGUGCCGCUUCGAGGCUUGUGUUUUAUUAUAACUUCACAUUACAACUUCGUGGUCAACUUCUUGAACAUAAGGGCUUGAUUCGAAACAUAUGA
Molecule: messenger RNA, 3156 nt
Organism: Ilex paraguariensis (yerba mate)
Lineage: Eukaryota; Viridiplantae; Streptophyta; Magnoliopsida; Aquifoliales; Aquifoliaceae
Source: the annotation of a GenBank genome assembly